CGUCCCGGAGGAAGGACGUUGGUAUGGUUGCGUGCCAUCCGCUUCGACUUCUGCCUUGCCUCGUUUGUUCUCCGCCAACGAGAAACGCGGGAGCUCACCUCAGAAUAGGUUAAAGCAUCGAACCGAUAGGUUCGUAAUCGUUCUACAGGCAUUUCCGCAGGUACGGAAUGUAUUUCGAUUCGAAUAUUUCGACAGUUCGACGUUAACAAUAGAAAAGGGAAAGAAAAAGAGAAAGAAAUCGUACGAGAGAAAUAUAUAUCGAUGAACGAGAGAAAUUCCUCGAAGGGAUCAAAUUGAUUUCAAUACACUUUUAAUGCUUAACGGUACUUCUACCGUGGACAUUCGAAAAAAAUCGCGCACCUCCGUGGCCUUGUACGAAAGUCGUAAUCGGCCGACUUACGGUUGUUCUCCCGCGUGAGUCGAGUCCGUGAGUCGAGUCGAGUCGAGUCGAGUCGAGUCAAGUCAAGUCAAGUCGAGUCGAGGCGAGUCGAGUCGAGUCGAGUACGAGUCGAGCUGUGCCAGCAAAAGUACCUACAUACCUUCGCAAAGAUCCACUCCUUCGAAUGUGUGCCGUAUAUGUCGUCAAGAGUAAAGAGGACGUACCUCGAUCGAGAAGAGUGCACGAUGAGAAGAUAACCAAAAGUUUUGAUAUUUCCUUCACUACGAUUUAUGUUAAAAAACGAACGAACGAAAAUGCGCCCAAGUUGAAGUUUUCAUCAAGAUUUUACGUGCUUCUUCUUUUUAUUUCUUCGAAGAUAGACGAAUAGACAGAUAGAAGUAGAUACUUGCAGAUAUAUAGAUAUAUCUAUAUAUAUCGAAGGGAGGAGAAUAUCAUCUUGAAAAAAUGGCUUCCAUGUGUGGCAGCAGUAAAAGCCAUCCGGCUUUGACUACCAGCAGUUAUUACAGAAGCGGCACUUACCCUUAUCAAAGCGACUAUUACUUUCCACCACGAUCUACAUGGUCAAGGGUACCAGCACAUCCAACGAAAAAACAAAAUGGCAAUACGACGUGGAAAAUCGGUAGCGCGAUGCUGAUAAUAUCGGCGAUGCUCGUAUUAAUCGCUGUACUUGCGAUCGCUGGACUUGCACUCUGGUUGGGUGCAUUGAGGAACGAUUCCAAAAAUGCGAUCGUUGGAUUCUAUUGCAAUUUCAGAGUAAUUAAGGGAGAAAGGUAUAAUCCGAUGUUGAAGUUGAACACGAGUAUGGUGUUUCGAGAUAAAGAAAGAAAGUACAAAAAUAUUUUCGAAUUGUUGUUCAGAAGAAGCGUUUUGAGUCCAGCUUACAAGCAAACGAUUAUAGACAAAUUUGAGAAUGGUACAUUUAAGGUCUUCUUUAGGCUAUACUUAGACAGAAGGAAGAUACCGAGAUCCAUCACGAAUAUCGAAGAUACGAUAGAGGAUAUAAUAGCUAAGGAAACUUAUUCGUUGUCCUCUUUAUUCAAGGAUCUGGAAUUAGAUCUCGCCAGUAUAAACAUCAAACGAAUAAGUCAGGAGAUAGCGACGAAUCAGAAACAGACGAAUCAACAGAGAAAUGCUAUGAUAACGAAAAAUGGUCUCCUUCGACCAAAUAGAACGAGUCCUCUUAUAACGGGCACCAAACCAAAGUCUAAACCAACGAAGAUAGAAUCUAGCGAACCUGAAAUCGAUUUCAAUAAUAUUCCAACGAUUCAAGGAACUUAUAAGGCGACGAAGAUCAACGAAACUAUGAAGAAUUCUACUAAAAUAGAUGUUAAGAUCGAGUCCAAUGUUAAAAACUUUAGUAAGAUUUCGCAGUUGGACGAAGUUUUAAAGAGUACUGUUUCGAAGAUCGAGGAUACUACGAAAUUAGAAUUAACUUCUGCACAACCAAUUUCUACCACGACGAAGGACACAACAACGAAUAGGAUCGAUGUAACGACCGAGACCAUUGAUCACCAAAAGGAAAUUACUUUAUCUUCCAUCAAAGUAUCGUCCACUACUACGAGUAGUACAAACAGCGUGAUCUUUAAUGAUUUUCACAAGCCAGAUUUUGAAACGUCACCUUGGAAACCAAUAGUUCCUGGAUACGUUAAUACUGAACUGAAAUUAUUACCGGAAACCACAGUAUCGUCAGGUAACAUUGAUGUCGAUUCGAAUGUCAAAAAUUCAACGUACAAUAUUCAGGAUAAGGUCAAUCCAAAAUUACCCAAUCGAAUUCCUGAAAGUUUAGAUCCUUUGAAUACGCGCAUGGAUGUACCAGGUAUGAGCACAUUGGACGAGGAAGAUACUGAUUUUCCGCACGACAGAAUCGUACCCGAAGAUAUGGUGAAUUUUAGAGUAAACGGUAAAUUCAAGAACAAGAUUCCAGGAUUGAUGGACGAUGGUAACGUGUUUACAGCACCAACACCUGCGGCUGAAACUUUCAACAGGCCGAGCAUCGAAGUGUCCGGUCAAUUACCAUCCGAAACUUAUGAUCUACGAUUGAGUACUUCUUCGGAAUUAACCAAAGCUGAUGGUGCGAAACAACAUUAUUAUCAGACGAUCGAUCAAACCAGAACGAAAAUCGAACUGGCGAACUCGACGAACGAGCCAAAGGAAAAUUCUUCAUCGACAAUGAGUUCCAUCGCUUCAAGAUGGAAUCUCCAAACAGUCAAAUCUAAGCCUUCUUUGAUAGAGGAAUCAGAUCCGGAAUCAGUGUCCGGAAUCGGUAUCGCCGAACCUGUUCCCGAUGUAGAAGAAAAUCUAGAAACGAGAAGUCGAUUAAGUGGAAUCGAGGCACUCGACAAAGAACAAAACGACGCUUUACGCGACAGAAAGGUCGAUCAGAGACCGAUUUAUACGAGCUACCGAAGUCCUGAUCUAAGUGGUAGCGCGGUUAGGCCCAGUCUCAUAGAAAAUCCUGGAACUUUAAAACCCUUUCGACAUACCAUUCCUGUUGACAAAAUUACAUCGGCAAUUGUUUCAGAAGAUGAUAACAAAAGGCUCCCAUUGAUACCACCCAAUCAGAAUACAAAAAUUUCAUCGUCCGUCAAUAACAAUGAUAACAAACAUAUCGAAAAGGCAGAGAUAAAGGAUAAGUGGAUAACGUCGAUGAAUAUUAAAGAAGCCACUGAAAUGAUUAACGCCGAUCGAAAAAAUACAAGUUCAGAGUCAUCCGUUAAAAUCGCUAAUAUCGAAUUGGCCGAAUCAACGAAACCAACGAAAUUGAACGGCGAAGAAAUGAUAGACGACGAGAAGAUUCUUAAACUAAGUACGACCGAAAUUUAUUCGGAACUGUUACAUCCAUCUUAUAACAAUGGACAGAAAUUGAUCAUGAAGGACGAAGAAAAUAAAGAAGUUAUAUCGGAAAAGCUAACGUCCAACGUUUCGAGAAAUUCUACCUUUAUCGAAGUGGAUACUCUACAACAUGUACCCAAUCAAACGGAUGAAGAAAGUACGAAUGAUUUUGAUAGUAAAAAUUCAGCAAAUAGGGGAGAAAAUGUUUCGAUUAAUCCUCACUUGACAACUACACCAGGUACACGUAAAAAAAUCUACAAUGACACGUUGAAGGCCUACGUUGUUGAAAAUUUGGUGACCUUAGCACCUGUUAAAAGUAACACUGGAGUUGGUAGGCCCAUCAGACCAAGACCUAAAAUUGAAACUGAGAAAGUCACGAAAUCUUCGGAAAAAACAUCAGCGAAUAAGAAUUCCGUAGAACGAUUAGACGAAACAGCGUUACUGGAACAAUUGUUUGGUCUUCAGGGUUUAGAAAGGGAUAACAACAAACGUAAUUCCAAUCUUUCCAAAGGAAAACUCGUCGAUGGUAUAGAAUCGAAUAAUGCGACAAAUUCUUCCGAUAACAAACAUACUCACAUCGAACAAAUCGUCGAAGUUGUAACUUCUGUUAGUACAAAAAUAUCGUCCAAACAAAAUCCUGAUCGAGUUGUUCUCAGAUUCGUCGUAACUAAUUCAACUUCUCCUCCUAUUAUUCAUUCCGACUCUAAUACGAAAUUGGAAAAGCAUUCGUUAGAAAAUACGGAAGAAAAACGUUCGUUCAAGGAAGAAAAACUAAACGCCGAUCCGAUAAAGAUACAAACUUCUGAUAGAAAAAUUUCGACGUUAGAAGAGAAUCGAUUUCUUUUGGACAAAUUGAAGCAAUUAGCGGAAGUAAGAACACAUGACAAACCUAUCGUGACGAUUCACAAAAAUUCAUCGAACGUUUCCUUAGAUAAUUUGAAUUCUAAAAUUAAAGAAGGAUCAUCACUAUCGAAUGAUCAAAGAUUCUUACAAAAUUUUGAUGAAUUGAAAAAGAUCGCGGACGUAGCGAUGGGAAAUGAAACGCUAAAAAAUGGUAGUGCUCUGUUCACAUUGAGUCGAGACGGCGUAAGGAUUCUCACGAAGAUAAUGAACAAAGUUGAAGAUGAUUUAAACCAUCAAGCAAAUCAGACGAACGAAGAAAGUCCUAUAUUUAUGCCUGAUAACUGUCAAGGGGGGGGCUUCCAGUGCAACGACGGCAAAUGUUUGCCAUCCAGUGCAAGAUGCAAUAUGCUUGGCGAAUGUUCGAAUUCGGAAGACGAGGCCAGCUGUACGUGCGCGGACUUUUUAAAGGCACAACUUCUACAACAAAAGAUAUGCGAUGGUACAGCGGAUUGUUGGGAUUAUUCUGACGAAACAGAUUGUGAUUGGUGUGUCGAGGGUCAGUUCGUUUGCGGUAACAGCAGGUACUGUGUGGAUCAGAGCAAGGUUUGCGAUGGUUUCCGAGACUGUCCUACUGGAGAGGAUGAAAAGAAAUGUGCCGCACUGAUCGAGGAAUACGUUGAAGAUUAUAAAAAAGUUGCUGACGAGUUAAAAAAUAAAAGCAUAAUUUUGGAAAGUAAAAAUGAAAGUGACGAUGUCUUCGCAAAGUCGGAAGAUUAUUCGUACGAUUCGGAGAACAAUCGAGAUGUACCGUUCGAUCAAGAAGCAGUUGAAUCCACCUUAUCAAAAACAACCACCCUUCCUGAUUCCUUUGACUUUCCAUCGAGCAGAGAAACCUAUGGGUCCGUCGUAGAAACGACCAUUUUACCGGAUGAACCAACGAAUUCUCCGAAUCUCGUAUCAGGAAGAGAAAUAUCUUUGAAUUUGAGAAACAGUCUCGUUGAUAGAACGUCUUUUCACGCGAAAGAAGAUUCUCUGAUAACCUCCACGCAAGGAUUUAAAAAAGAACUGAAUGGUUACAAUGACAAAGGUUAUCUAAAUAUAAGAAAAAAUGGAAAGUGGGGGAAACUUUGCUUAAAUUCUACGAACAAUUUUCGUCAGGAAAAACAGACUACUUGGAGCAUCGAGGAUCUUGGUAGAGCAGUCUGCAAAGCAAUCACGUAUCAAGAUUACGAGAGAGUCGAAAGAGUUCUGGAUGAAAAUCCAUCGUCCGGCAAUUCUUAUUACGUACUCUCAUUUAACGAGAAACCGUCCGACAAAACCGUGUUGACCUUCAAGCCGUCCAACUGUCCGAGCGGCCAAGUUCUCAAGGUCAAGUGCAAGAAUCUCGAAUGUGGAAUAAGGACGCAGGCUCCGUCGCAGGCAAGGAUCGUCGGGGGCGGCAGUUCAUCGGCAGGAAGCUGGCCGUGGCAAGUAGCUCUCUACAAGGAAGGUGAUUAUCAAUGCGGAGGAGCUCUUAUCAAUGACAAAUGGAUUCUCUCUGCAGCCCACUGCUUUUAUCGUGCUCUCGACGAAUAUUGGGUUGCAAGGAUAGGUGCUACUAGAAGAGGAAGCUUUCCAAGUCCACACGAGCAACUUUUACGACUGGAUCAUAUCGUCCUUCAUCCAGAUUACAUUGAUAAUGGAUUCAUUAACGACAUAGCUCUUCUUAGACUCGAAAGAUCGGUUACGUUCAGUGAUUACGUCAGACCGGUAUGUCUUCCGCAGAACGAACCAAAAAGUGGGACUACUUGCACUGUCACCGGUUGGGGACAAUUGUUUGAGAUAGGCAGAAUAUUUCCUGAUACUUUACAAGAAGUCCAACUGCCUCUGAUAUCAACGGAGGAAUGCCGAAGGAAAACAAUCUUCUUACCGUUGUAUAGAAUCACAUCAGGAAUGCUUUGUGCUGGAUUAAAAGAUGGCGGAAGGGAUGCAUGUUUGGGUGACAGUGGUGGUCCUUUGGUUUGUUCAGGAUCUGACAAUAAAUAUACCAUUCAUGGUAUCACUUCAAACGGAUAUGGUUGUGCCAGACCUGGAAGGCCUGGUGUUUAUACGAAAGUUCAUCAUUAUCUAUCGUACAUCGAACGUGUUAUCAUCUCGAAAAACGAUGUACCAUCCUCGAUAGCCUCCUGUAAAGGACACAGAUGUCCAUUGGGCGAAUGCUUACCCAAAUCCCGAGUCUGCAAUGGAUUCCUCGAAUGUUCCGACGGUAGCGACGAACGUGAUUGCACGACAACUUUCCGAUAAAAAGACUGACGAUACUUAAAUAAUUUUAGAAUUCCCAUAGAUCCUUUGGCGAUUCGAUUUCGUCGUUUUACAAAUCGAUAAGAUCAUUGUCGUUCAAACGCCAAAAUCGAUCGCGAUGCAUCUGAAUGAAAAUUGCAAAACGUAUUUUUGUUGUAUUUAUUCGACGAAACGAGUUUGAGUAAAUGCAACUUUUUUUUUUUUUUUAAUGUAAAAAAUAUCACAAAAAAGAGACCAAACUUGGACUUCCAGGUGUCUACUUUGUAAGAUAUUAAAAGAUAAGAUGAGAGAGUGAGAGAGAGAGA
This is a messenger RNA of Vespa mandarinia (Asian giant hornet), 6660 nucleotides long. RefSeq lists its product as uncharacterized. Lineage: Eukaryota; Metazoa; Arthropoda; Insecta; Hymenoptera; Vespidae. Gene Ontology annotation, molecular function: serine-type endopeptidase activity; protein binding. The record is from RefSeq and is a predicted model, not a curated record. Gene Ontology annotation, biological process: proteolysis.